AUGCGUAGGUUUCCUCGAGAGCUUCUAGUGGUUAAGCCUUUUUUUCGGUACCGUUGUAUGCAUACGUUACCGGAUCUACCUUAUGAUUACGAUGCCCUCGAACCAGUUAUAUCAAGCGAAAUUAUGAAAAUUCACCAUGCAAAGCAUCAUAAAGCUUAUGUUGACAAUUUAAAUAAGGCGGAAGAAGGUUUGCAAAAGGCCCUCUCUGAAAAGGAUGUCUCUUCUCAAAUAGCAUUCCACAAUGCACUAAAAUUUAAUGGCGGAGGACAUCUUAAUCACUCCAUAUUUUGGAAUAAUCUAGCGCCAAAGUCUCGAGGUGGGGGCUAUUUAAAUAAUGGGCAGCUCAAGACUCAAAUUGAGAAGCAGUUCUCUUCCUUUGCUAAAUUUAAAGAAGUUUUCUCCUCUCAAGCUGUUGCAAUCAAAGGUUCGGGCUGGGCUUGGUUGGGAUAUGACACAAGAACAAAGAAUCUUGCUCUUGCUACUUGCCAAAAUCAGGAUCCUCUCCUUGCUACGGUCGGCUUGAUACCUUUACUGGGCGUGGAUGUUUGGGAGCAUGCCUAUUACUUGCAGUACAAGAACGAGCGGCCCAAGUACGUAGAUGCAAUUUGGGAGAUCGUGAACUGGAAGAAUGUCGAAGAGAGCUAUCAAAAAGCAGUGGAGUUUUCAAAUUAAUUUAUUUUAUUUUAUGGAGCAACCUAAUA
Zophobas morio is the source of this 701-nucleotide messenger RNA. RefSeq names its product superoxide dismutase [Mn], mitochondrial-like. Gene Ontology annotation, biological process: superoxide metabolic process. Gene Ontology annotation, molecular function: metal ion binding; superoxide dismutase activity. Bases 1 to 672 code for a protein of 223 amino acids. Lineage: Eukaryota; Metazoa; Arthropoda; Insecta; Coleoptera; Tenebrionidae. The transcript has 6 exons. Gene Ontology annotation, cellular component: mitochondrion. The record is from RefSeq and is a predicted model, not a curated record.